ACAUCAGAACCGAAGCAGUGAAUCCUGAGCCGCGAGCGUCCACCAACAACACAACACAGCUUAACUUUUCCUUCUUCCCGUUAGUCACUCUUGCACCAUGAGAGCUUCCCGCCGUUAGUGGAGAGACGAGAGGUCGCGGCCAUUCCCCACCACCAUGAAUUUCGACCGGACAGACAUCGUGUUCGUGGUGGAGAAGAGUGUGUCCAUGAAGACCUACCUGGCGGAGUUGCUGGAGUCGUAUAUCACACCUAUCAUCUCACUGUUUGGUGGAGGUCUCUCUGAAGAGUCUGAUGUAAUCUUUACACAAAGUAGCAUGGUCCAGUAUGCCUCUGUGUUCUAUGGCACAGAGCUCUCCCUUAUGGGGGGAUGGGGGCAGGUGGAAUGCUUUGGCCCCACCUGCUCCGAGACAGAGAUUCUGAACUCCAUCAGGAAUGCACGCUACACUGGCAGAAACCUGACACGACAGGCAUUUAUCAUGGAUGGACUUCAAGCUGCCCUCAACAUGUUUGAAGCCAUGAAGCAACGCACUCCAGCAGGGGAAAAUGUACAGAGGUGCUGCAUCCUGGUCACUCAGAGCAUAUCCAUGAGCAACCCCUGGUCCCCCACCAGCCUGGAGAAAGUCAUCCUGGAUAUCAAACGAAAUAAGAUCCAGCUGUCAGUAGUGUCAGCUCACAAGUUGGUAGAGCUGUACUGCUUGUUUAAUGCUGCUGGGGGAGACCACCAGUCCACCCUCAACAAGAACUAUGCCAGCAAACCCCAACACCUGGUACUCCUGCAGGGCUUCAGUCUGCAGGAGCGAGCAGUGAGCCCAUCCCUGAUACCGUACUGCCAGACCACACCUGUUGCCACGCCCCCUGCAGCCCCCCAAGCCCACAUGGCCCCAAGUGUCAAUGUGCCCACACAGGCUGGUCCUGGACCCUCCCCAAAUCCCCUUGGUCCUGGAGCCACCACCCCCUCACCAGGACCUGUCGUCACUGUGGGCUCUCCAGCUCCUCCCCAGCCACCUCAUGUAUGUGUUGGCAAGAUGGUUCGUCCAGGUGCAGUGAACCCCAUGGUGGUGAACCCCUCACAGACCUGUGGCCCUCAAGGUAUGCCUGUUGUGCGGUCCAUCAUGCCUCGGAUGAUCAAUCCACCAAGACCACGUUGGCCUACAGACAACGUUACUGGCAGCACCAACACCCCACCAAUGAACACUUGGAUAGCCCCCAAUCCCCGGCCACAAGUCAUCUCCUCCAUGAUGUUGAACCAACAGCCACAGCCACCAGUUCCUACGGAUGGCAUGGGACCCAAACCUCAGCAGCAACAGCCCACAUCUAUGCCAAAUGUUGAUGGCAGUAUGAUCAACACCAACAUCCAAGGCCAAAAUCCUCAGCAGGCCCAAAUGUCGGUGGGACCCACAGGCGUCAACCCCACCAUGAACCCCCCCACCCAGCGCUCUGUGGUGUGGCAGGGCACGCUGGAGUGGCAGGAGAAGAAGCCCGACAACAACAGUAGAGUAGUGCAUCAGGUGACCUGCAAGAUGACUUCAAUGGUGGUCGAUGGAGAGCCUGAAGUGAAGGCUGAUCACUGGGCCACCACACUGAUAAUGCAGAUGAUCCCCAAGCACAUCCUGGGCUCCAUCGGUAACACCUUCUUCAGGAAUGUCAAGACGGUCAUGUUCCUCCCUGACCAGAGUCACGCCCUUGAGAUCCUCACUAAUUUUCUCUUCCGUGGCAUGGCUGGGUGUGUCCAUGUGUCCCAUCCAUCACCACAUCCGUCACCACACCAGCAAAGUGAUGUCAAGGUGAUCAUCCUCCUUUACUCCAGUGAGAAGAAAGCAUAUGUCGGCUUUGUCCCCAUCGACCAAUUAUCCUUCGUCAACAAAAUCAAGAGCGUCAUUCAAAAUGCCCGCAAGUCCCAGACUACAAACAUGAUGGCACCUGGCACUGGCCCUACCACUUCUCACAUGGGGGUGCCAGGAAAUGCAGGACUUCAGCAAUUGCCGUCUACUGCUGCAGGUUCAGGGAUGAAUGUGAUCCCCACCCAGAGCAUGAUCAUCCACAACAAUCCUCAACUGACUCAGGCCCUCAGUCAGCCCCUCAAUCAAGGUGGCACCAAUUUACUUGGAACAAACCAGAUGUCCCAGAUACCUGGAAGUGGUGUGACUCAGGGUCCUGGAGUCAAUGUGCAGAUGGCUCCUGGCCAGUCAGUCCUGGCCACCCAACUCACCACACGACCACCUCUUAAUUUACAACAACAACCACAGCAGCAGCAGCAACAACAGCAACAACAGCAGCAGCAGCAGCAGCAACAGCAGCAGCAACAGCAGCAGCAGCAACAACAGCAAACAGAGAUGUUGCAAAUGAGACAAAAUCCACAGCAGCAGCCACAGCAACAGCAGCAUCAUACAUUACGGCAGCAAGUGCACCAACAGAGGCCCAGCCUGACCAUGAGCCUGGGUCAGCAGGGUCCAGGGGGCACAGCUGCCCUGGGGCAGCCACGCAUGAUGCAACCCAUGCAGGGCACUGGCCUUAAGCAACUGCUGCAGCAGCAGCAGCAACAUGUGAGGCUCCAGCACCAACAACAGCAAGUACAACAACAGCAGCAGCAACAGCAGCACAUUAUUAUGAUGCAGCAACAAGGAAUGCGACCACAGAUGACAGGCCAGGGUCAGCAGGUGAUGGGUCAGGCCAUUGGGCAGCAGACACUGGCCCAGCAAGCCUUGGGUCAGCAGAACAUCAACCAGCAGGGCAUGGGGCAGACACUUCAAGAUGGACCAGACUAUAUUGGGGACUUGUUGUAAAAAAAAGGUACUUACAAAUGUGCAUAUUUAUUUUUUUACAAAUUGUGUAUUCCAGUAGGAGGUGCUCAUUAAAUUGUGCAAUACAUCCUCUGGCCAUGACCCCUCUCAUCCGUGCCUCAUGCAUCUCCCUGCCAGCUGAGGAAAGUGCAACAUUCCUUAUGUCACGGUGUGCAAGAUUGUUUUAUCAUACAGUGUGGAACGCUUUCCACAUUGCAGCGCACCACACCACCCACGCUGCAGCAUGCCAUGUUUUCAUUCCAGUGUUGUGGUGGACUUGGAAAGCAGAGAUGCAGUGGCACAUUAUUUCAGUAUUAGUGAUCUACGUUGAGUUUUCCCCUGUAUUGCUUAUACACUACUGCACAGUCAUCAUGGUUUGUAUACACUUGCUGAUAUGUGUACAGCUGUGCACAUAUGGCAUUUAUACUUUACCAGAUAGAGCCAAAUAAAUCAAUGUUGCCACCACACCUAUAAUUCUUAAUCUCAUCUCAUUGGAAUAAGAUUGAUUUAUAUUAAUUUCAUAUCUUGUUUAUUUAUUUAUUUAUUUUUUUUAUCUCUUCAUAAUGUAAUUAAUUUGUAAAAAUUUUAAUGCUUCAUGUUUUCUGUUUCUUUAUGGUACGGCUGUUGUAGAAAGCUCCUAUGGAGAUGGCUGAAAGACAAGCCUCUUUAUUGUAUCUCUCUCCUUGCAUAUUCUAAUCCUCUCAUACUUCUUACAUCUAACUUUCUCAUACUCCAGAACUAUAUCUUUCUUCAUACAGAAGGUCAUCUCUUCUACUUACCACAACUAUCAUACUCAUUUAUAUGCUCUUAGUCAUUGUCUGUCAUUUUUUCAUGUGUGCAGAUCACCUUAGGAUUCUGCAGGAUCCUCUUUAUUCACUCCAUAUUUCAUUCCUUCAUCUUUACUUGACACAUCAAUUAGUUAUAUACACCUCACCCCUGCUGUACAAUGCCCUGCUAUACACAUCAGUGAGUUAUAUACACCUCAUCCCUGCUAUACAUAUCAAUGAGUUAUAUCCACCUCACCCCUGCUGUACACAUCAUUGAGUUAUAUAUACCUCACCCCUGCUGUACAAUGCCAUGCUACACAAUAUUUCGCUCAUAUGGUUGCCUUGGCUUGCUAUGUGAUGCUUUACGCUCACUGUCAUGAUUGUCGAUUGCAGCACCGCCAGCCAGAGACCCCAUGCUGUCGCCUCAGUCCUUUCCACACUCUCACACCGUUCAUCAAGUCUGCUCAAGUGACUGUGCUCUGUCUACUCUUAUUUACUGUGCCAAGCCUUACCUAAGUGUGCAGCCAUGUCUACAUCAUCUUGUGCUAGUGAAAAGGCCCAAAAGUCUUCCCCUCAAAAAAAAAAAAUUGUACAUGAAACUGAAGAUCACCAGCCAUAGGGAGGGCAGUGAGGGAGUGAAUUCCAUGGCCCAGACUCUUUGUUUGCCACAGUUCUUUUUAAUUUUUUUUGCAUGUUUUAUUGCUUCAUUUAUUUACAUAAUAUGAUUUAAAUAGCUUAUUAUAAUAGGAUAUAUAUAUAUAUAUAUAUAUAUAUAUAUAUAUAUAUAUAUAUAUAUAUAUAUAUAUAUAUAUAUAUAUAUAUAUAUAUAUAUAUAUAUAUAUAUGCAUUACAACAAAAAUUAAUCAGAGAGCAAAAGUAUUAACUAUAGGAAAGCAUAUUGUUUUUUCCCAAUUAAUGUUAAGCUUGCCUAUACUGUGGUGGAUUGUUUUACAGUUGUGUUUUCAGAAACAACCCAGUAUUGUCAAGUGGGGUGAGGUGUACUUUCAUUACUUUUACCAUUCAUUCUUCACACACCAGAGGCACUUCUCAAGUAACUUCAUUUCUUGUAUUACAUUUAUGGGUGCCAAAAGUAUAAAGGAUUUUUGUGCACUUUGCCACUACUGCCUUGGAUUAAUUUCUCCCCUGAACCUGAAGGACAUUGUGUGUAUUACAAUAAAGAAGGAAAAACACAUCAGAAGAGUGGUCCAUUGUUAUAGUAGUCAUGUUAUUAAAUGCAAGUGUAAAAUGUGGCUUUCACUGUAUGAAAAUAGAAAGCACUGCAUUCAUUUAUGUAAUAUAUUUGAUUUUGAGCAAGCAUGUGCUCAUGAUUAACUUAAGUACAUGUUUUUUGUUAUGUGAUUGUUUCUACCAGUGGUUUCUGUUUGUCUAUAUCUUUUCUUUGGUACAAAUAAUUUGUUUGUAUGACUUACAUAAAAAACAAAUUAAA
Molecule: messenger RNA, 4993 nt
Organism: Scylla paramamosain (green mud crab)
Lineage: Eukaryota; Metazoa; Arthropoda; Malacostraca; Decapoda; Portunidae
Product: mediator of RNA polymerase II transcription subunit 25-like
Exons: 17
Coding region: 155-2782 (875 amino acids)
Biological process (GO): positive regulation of transcription by RNA polymerase II
Cellular component (GO): mediator complex; transcription regulator complex
Source: RefSeq, a predicted model, not a curated record